This is a messenger RNA of Durotheca rogersii, 1348 nucleotides long. RefSeq lists its product as uncharacterized. Lineage: Eukaryota; Fungi; Ascomycota; Sordariomycetes; Xylariales; Xylariaceae. The transcript has a single exon. The record is from RefSeq and is a predicted model, not a curated record. Bases 85 to 693 code for a protein of 202 amino acids.
CCCUAUAUCGCUGCCAUCCUUCCUCCUAUCCUAGUCAGCUGUCGAGCCGAGCUCUUUAUUUUUGCUUGGCUGGCCAAUCCUUCAAUGUCUGGCGUGACAUAUGACUUUACGACCGCGGCCGCAACCCGUACACCUGAGGCCUCUCGUACCAAACUCGCAUUGAGACCUGCCGGCAUGCAUGUUGUAUGCGGCCCAACUAUGUCCCACGAACCUACGUACAUGGAUCAUGAUACAUUCAGACCCCGUGGGUGCCCAAUCGUCGGAAGCAUACCGGAAGCUUUAGCCGUCACAUCUGCUACUCUCGAUGAUAUCUCGCCCCUUGCCUCUCCAAAGCUCACUCUAGGAGGCACUAGUAUGAGAGUUACCACUACCGUGGGAAAGCAAUCCAUUGGCGAUCUACACGUACCUCAACUGUUAGCUCUAAAGCUUGCCAUACUGUCCGGCUCAGAACGGGAGAGAGAGGGGGGGGAUACUUCCCCUCCCUACGUGAUCCCAGAUCAAUGCUCCUGCGGACACUUUUGGGCAGAAGUGCAGCCGCGGAGGCCUACAAGUACUGGUAGGAAGCCCCCAAGACCGGUCGCUUCAAGAUCUACCCCCUUUCGCUUUACUAGGCCGCCCAGGAAUCCUGUACACACCAUACUAACGCAUCAUGGAGCCUGCUGCAGACGGCGAGGAGCCGGCCUAGAUUUGUGACUGGGAUCGCAAUACAUAGUCUAUCCUCACUCCCCUCCAUGAACCGAUGAUAUGCAUGCCCCGGUUGUAUGAAUGGCAGUCUACUUAUCAGUUGAGCAGGUCGGCCGAUGCUCCUGUUUCAGGCAGGCUGAUCGCUGUCAUCAAAGACACGUUGUCACUCAACCCCGAACAUCGCCGGCUGCUCCAUGAAGGUCGUCAUGUGGCAGGUGGAGCUAGAAACGCGCGCUCGAGACCCCGCCCUCCCUUCGGAACAACUGCCGACAAACGAAGUUGACGGUCGCUCACGAUCCUUUCUCCAUUUUGGGCUGUUUAGCACGGUGCGAGGAGGCGAUGCCAACAGAAAGAUUUUCUUUUCAUCAAAGAGCGCCUCACGGGCACAUAGACAACGUAAGCCGCCCUACUCGAUCGGAUCACCGACAGCCAGUCAGACCAGCCACUCGCUUCCGCGGGUCGUCCUCGAAUGAGUACCGCCGGCAGGUCGUGGACUCUGACGACCUCGAUGAAAGUCUGCCGUUGGGCACUGAGACGCCCUUGACGACGCUGGGCUCCACUGCCUGCAGCUGCGAUUUUGUACAACGCAUCAAUAGCAUCAUCCCCCCCCUUUCCCUUUCUCUCUUGAUAUUGUUCUGCCUUGCCAGCAGCAGGAGGCGAGGGC